AUGAGUGGUUACGAUAGGGCUUUAUCCAUUUUCUCGCCAGAUGGCCACAUUUUCCAAGUCGAGUACGCCCUGGAGGCAGUAAAGAGGGGUACCUGCGCUGUAGGUGUCAAGGGCAAGAAUUGCGUCGUAUUGGGUUGUGAAAGAAGAUCUACUUUGAAGCUACAGGACACCAGAAUCACACCUUCGAAGGUGUCCAAGAUCGAUUCGCAUGUGGUCUUGUCGUUUUCUGGUUUGAAUGCAGACUCCAGAAUUCUCAUCGAAAAGGCCAGAGUGGAGGCCCAAAGUCAUAGACUAACGUUGGAGGACCCUGUGACGGUAGAGUACCUGACACGUUACGUGGCUGGAGUGCAGCAGAGAUACACGCAGUCCGGUGGUGUCAGACCUUUCGGUGUGUCCACGCUGAUUGCCGGUUUCGAUGCAAGAGAUGACGAACCCAAACUUUACCAAACCGAACCAAGUGGCAUAUACUCGUCGUGGUCCGCCCAGACCAUUGGGAGAAACUCUAAGACGGUACGCGAGUUCUUGGAGAAGAACUACGAUCGCAAAGAGCCACCGGCCACCGUGGAAGAGUGUGUAAAGCUUACUGUAAGAUCGCUGUUGGAAGUUGUUCAAACAGGCGCCAAAAACAUCGAAAUCACCGUCGUCAAGCCGGAUUCAAACAUCAUUUCCUUGACCGGCGAGGAAAUCAAUGAGUAUGUCACCCAAAUAGAGCAAGAAAAGCAGGAGCAGCAAGAGCAGGACAAGAAGAAGAAGUCCAGCCAUUAA
Molecule: messenger RNA, 765 nt
Organism: Saccharomyces kudriavzevii IFO 1802
Lineage: Eukaryota; Fungi; Ascomycota; Saccharomycetes; Saccharomycetales; Saccharomycetaceae
Gene: PRE6
Product: proteasome core particle subunit alpha 4
Exons: 1
Coding region: 1-765 (254 amino acids)
Biological process (GO): ubiquitin-dependent protein catabolic process
Cellular component (GO): nucleus; proteasome core complex, alpha-subunit complex; proteasome core complex
Source: RefSeq, a predicted model, not a curated record